Molecule: messenger RNA, 1101 nt
Organism: Rotaria sp. Silwood2
Lineage: Eukaryota; Metazoa; Rotifera; Eurotatoria; Philodinida; Philodinidae
Source: the annotation of a GenBank genome assembly
AUGAAUCGUUUUCUGUGUGAACCAAAUAGUUUAAUGUUCAAUUCUUCCGCAGCAUUUCAUUUUUCUCAAACUUUGAGUUAUACGUCCAUCCAUGCGUUGCCAAUAAUAGCUUUAGCUACUAAUUCAUUAAUUUUACUUGUUGUUCUGACAAAUUCACGAUUAAAUCGGUCAUCAUUUUCUGUUUAUGUUAAAUCGAUGGCUAUAUCAGACACACUUGUUCUUGUACUCAAAUUAAUAUCAUUCGAAAAUAAAACAUCAAAAGCAUUUUAUUGGCCAUGCAUGUGUACCAUUUUAGUAUUUCUUAGUGACGCAAGUACACUCUUAUCCGUUUGGAUAAUAGUAUUAAUAACAGUCGAACGUGCACUAGUUGUUUUAUUUCCGUUACGUAUUAAAAAAUUUAUCUCAUCAUGUCGUGCUCGAAUAUUAAUUGUAUUAAUAACGAUAAUGAGUUUAAUAUUUUCUACUCGUGUUUUAUUUAUACCAAUUGACGUUUCACUAGAACAAAAGAAACGUUGUCAUCCAAUAUCAAGUUGGCAAAAAUAUCGACAAUUAAAUGCAACAAUCACUGAAUUUACUCUUUGUUUUAUUCCAUUAUCAAUUGUUAUUAUUGGUAAUUGUAUAACAUUACAUACAGUUAAACGAGCUGUAUUUCGGCGACAUCAAACUUUAACAAAUCAUGUUUAUCAUAGAAAACGACACUAUGAAGCAAAUGAAAAUCAAUUAAUGCUCAUGUUACUAAUUGUAACAUUAAUGUUUACGGUUUACUUUUUACCAUUUACAAUAAUAAAUGUUAUAUUAAGAUGGGGUUUACCAUUUGGUUUAUGUUUUACACAAAAAUCUUUUGAAGCUUAUUUAAUUAUACGUUCACUUUGUGAAUUUUUAAAAGAUUUAAAUUUUUGUACAAAUUUUAUGAUUUAUUGUAUAAGUGGACGCAGAUUUCGUUAUGCAUUUUUUUCACUUAUUCGUCGUUGUCAUCGACUAUUCAACAGUGUACGGUGUUCUAAGGACAUAAAACAACGUAGUGAACAAUUAUUUCAACAAAAUACACAAAAAACAUAUGAUCUUAAUGCAAAGCUUACAUAUGAAGAAUCACAAGUUUAA